CUGCAUACCUUGGUAACCAGGGGCUUCUUGGGGCAUGGCUUGGAGUUGUGACCAUCCUGUCGUUCCCUAAGCUCGGUAGGGAUGGCCGAGGCGCCGACGGCGAGAGCUGCAAGACCGAGAGUAACCCUCAUAUUGACAAAGCUGUUCUAUCUCGGGCGGUUGAGAUGGCAGAAGCAAGCUGCAGCUGUGUCUUCCACCUGGAGUGCGGAUUGCAGCCUUUAUACAUGUUUGCUGCACCGAUCGACCGGUCGUGCGUGUGUAACCAUGUACAAAUCCCAUGGACCUGUUCCCUAACCCGAGAGUGCAGCUAUCGCGUGCAAUUCUGCAGCAAUCGCGUACACUCGCAGUCGUCCCCCCGUCUGCCAAGCAUUUCAAUAUCGGUCAUCUCUUAUCAUUCGCCAACGGCGACUCCACCGUUCAUGCUUGAUCUAGCAGCUGGUAAAGACAAGCUGCGCCAAUGCCUGCUUCAUUCUGGUAGACGGUCUGGGCAGCGCCUGGGCGUACCUGAUAGUGGCGCUCAAUUGCGAGAUUACUGGGGCUCGAUUGGAGAGCGUACUGAGGUGGAUAGAUGUCGGCGGAGGCAAGCUCCCUCCUGCCAAGAAGGCCGGAUGGGUGCUCUUUAGGAAGGUGGCCACGCCCGGCUAUGGGAACGCAGAAGCGCAGCUCUCUAGCCUUCUAGAAGCGAUUGUGUAUCGCGGA
This is a messenger RNA of Alternaria alternata, 699 nucleotides long. RefSeq lists its product as hypothetical. The transcript has a single exon. NCBI's taxonomy places the organism in Eukaryota, Fungi, Ascomycota, Dothideomycetes, Pleosporales, Pleosporaceae. Bases 165 to 623 code for a protein of 152 amino acids. The record is from RefSeq and is a predicted model, not a curated record.